UGAUGAAGCCUCUUUAGAGUUUCUGGUGUUAGGACCAGGUCAUCUGUUGUGUUUUCAUGUAAUUUAUGGACAGUUAUUGAAACUGCUGGAGAAAAUGUUUCAUAUGAUUUUACUCUGUUGGUGCUGGUGGAGUCUGAUGGCAGUGUUUGGUUCUGAGUCUGUGUCAGUGACUGAAGGAGAGUCUGUUACUCUCCACAUGAAUAUCACUGAACAACAGAGGAAAGACGGAAUCUCAUGGAAGUUUGGACCCACAGAUAAUAAAAGUCUCAUAGCUGAAAUCAAGGAUGGGAAUAAUGCAAUAAAGUUAUAUGCUUAUAGACCUGAUGGGAGAUUCAGAGACAGACUGAAGCUGGAUCAAACCGGAUCUCUCACCAUCACAAACACCAGAAUCACACACUCUGGACUUUAUCAAAUAACCACCAGCAACCACGAGGAGCUACUCAACAAGAUAUUCAACAUUACUGUCUAUACUCGUCUGUCUGUUCCUGUCAUCACCAGAGUCUCUUCACAAUGUUCUUCAUCUUCAGUGUCAAACUGUUCUGUGUUGUGUUCAGUGAUGAAUGUGUCACAUGUGAGUCUCUCCUGGUUUAAUGAAAGCCGUGUACACUCCAGCAUCAGUGUGUCUGAUCUCAACAUCAGACUCUCUCUACCUCUGGAGGUGGAACAUCAGGAUACAAACACAUACAGAUGUGUGGUCAACAAUCCCAUCACAAACCACACACAACAUCUCAACAUCACUCAACUCUGUCACAAGUGUUCAGGUUCAGUUUUCAACAUCUGCAGUUAUGGUUUUACUGAAGCUGUGAUCCGAUUGGUCGUCUCUGCUCUGGUGGGCGUGGCUGUUGUUGCUGUAAUGAUUUCUGAUGUCAGAUCCAGAAGAGAUGAACAGAAGAAGAGAUCAGACACUCAGUUCAAUGACUGAUGAAUAUAUUGAGCUAGUUUAGAGUCUACAGUGUUUUGAAUCUGAAAAAUCAUUUCAAAUAUGAAAAAAGGAACUUAAAUAAAAGUGCUUUCUUCUCUUUCAUUUGAGUUAAAGGUUUUUCUAUUUACAACUCUUAUUCCUUUCUCAAAUCUAUUGUCUCUUUUUAUUAAAACAAUGAAGACAACUGUUAAAAUCUUAACUUGGCACUUUGUAAACUAAAAUAAAACAUUCUUUAAAUUUUGCUACAAUAAUUGCUUGUUUUCAAUGCACCAGCACAUAUUAUUUACACUGAUGUGAUUAUUCAGUGUAACUUUAUUUUCUUGAUAGGAUAAAACUAUUGUCAUUGUGUAAACAUGUCUGUUCUUUUGACCACAUGUUGCAUGUUAGACUGA
Messenger RNA from Triplophysa rosa, 1314 nucleotides. RefSeq names its product SLAM family member 5-like. The coding region runs from base 95 to 922 and encodes 275 amino acids. Lineage: Eukaryota; Metazoa; Chordata; Actinopteri; Cypriniformes; Nemacheilidae. The transcript has 4 exons. The record is from RefSeq and is a predicted model, not a curated record.